AAUGAUGCCCGACUUGACAGGAGCUUGGGAAUGAGUGCGCGAAGUGGUUAUAAAAGGCUCUUUCCCCCCUAAGAAUGAGGUAUGUAAACUUUGCGCCAUCUAGUUUAUUAUCUUGCCUUUGAGGAUACUAACUUGAGCUUCGGAGCACUCUCACCCGGGUCCCUCCCCGGAGAUACUCGCUUUCUUCCCCGUUUCAGGCACCUUCUGCUCCAGCCAGAGGCAAGAUUGUUGACGGCUAGGACCGGCCGAAUUGCGUACCAUAUCAUUGAUGUUGAUGAUGAGAAGUUGCUUUCGCUGUUUUUUCUUUCAGAUUUAGAAACUCAUUUAAGUGUUAAUGGAGAGAACAGAAUCGUGCCUGAAAGAAACAUAUGAAGAAUAAGAAACUUAAUUAAAAUAAUAAAAAACAUAGUGAAGUCUUUUCUCUGAAUUUGCACUUCUGCAAUUUCACGUCUUAAAAGGUCGCGGCCUCGCUUUGUAGGUGCCCUUCAGACUGGUCAGGCAACAAUCCCUGCAUAUAGACCGGCAUUACCUGUGACAAUGCCAAUCGAGUCACUGGCAUCAACUUCCCAAGAAAUCUCUCCGCGGUUCUCUCCCUCUAGAUCUUAAUCAAUUAUCCAAACUGAUCUGGUGCAAUCCACGAGCUUGGUCACGUUCACCCUCUCCCUCUCUCUGUCUUUUGGCGUUCACAGGAAUUUUCCCAAACACUUACUAUCCAAACUGAUCUGGUGCAAUCCUCUGCUUCCCCAACAGUCAAAGUCAUCUCCGCCGACGGCAAGCUCCGCGAGUACACAUCCCCCGUUACGGUAUCCCACUAUCCCAGGCCCUCGAAAUGGAGACGUCGUCGUGCUUCAUCUACAACUCCGACAAGUUUUUCUACGACUCCCUCAUUCCACCCUUGCACUCCGCCCAGCAACUCCAGUAUGGACAGCUCCCCCUCACCCGGAUGCACUAUCGCCUGACGGCUUCCGACAUGGCAGCAUUGGCCGUGAAACCCAGUACCGCCCAUUCCUACGGCUUCCAACUCAGAGAUCUCUGGCUCUUGAAAUGGCAGCACUACCGCAUGACGGCUUCCGACAUGGCAGCAUUGGCCGUGAAAGCCAGUACUGCCCAUUCUUACGACUUUCGACUCAGAGAUCUCUGCCAAGCGAACUGUUCAACAUCGUUCCAGAGAUCUCUGGCUGUUGAAAUGGGCUUAUCAUCCCAGAGAUCUCUGCCAAGCGAACUGUUCAACAGAGAUAUCUGUUGAACUGGACUCAAACAGAGAUAUUUGAACAGAGAUCUCUGUUGAAAUGGACUCAAGAGUCGUGUGCUUGAACUUUUCAACAUCA
Messenger RNA from Nelumbo nucifera (sacred lotus), 1328 nucleotides. NCBI's taxonomy places the organism in Eukaryota, Viridiplantae, Streptophyta, Magnoliopsida, Proteales, Nelumbonaceae. The record is from RefSeq and is a predicted model, not a curated record.